This is a messenger RNA of Callithrix jacchus (white-tufted-ear marmoset), 16340 nucleotides long. It is a transcript of the gene TET1, whose product is annotated as tet methylcytosine dioxygenase 1. NCBI's taxonomy places the organism in Eukaryota, Metazoa, Chordata, Mammalia, Primates, Cebidae. The record is from RefSeq and is a predicted model, not a curated record. Gene Ontology annotation, cellular component: nucleus. Gene Ontology annotation, biological process: positive regulation of transcription by RNA polymerase II; chromosomal 5-methylcytosine DNA demethylation, oxidation pathway. Gene Ontology annotation, molecular function: zinc ion binding; DNA 5-methylcytosine dioxygenase activity; DNA binding.
GCGAAGGCAGAGCCCCAGCUUCACUCCCUGAGAUCUGUCCUGGGGAGACACUGCUGCUCCGGGGGGCUGACCUGGCGGGGAGUGGCCGCGCAGUCUGCUCCGGCGCCGCUUUGUGCGCGCUGCCGCUGGCCCCUCUACUCCCGGGUCUGCCCCCCUGGGACACCCCCAUACCCCGCCCAAGUCAUGGAGUCCUACCUGCCUCUCUUCUCUGUGGACCUUUGGGAAGCCUCUCCCCACCUCGGGGGUUUGGGCCUAGACUGUGCUGGGAGCCCUUAGGCGUCCUCCCCGACCUGCCCGCGCCCUCGCGCCCGCCGGGGCCCGGGGCUCCAAAGUUGUGGGGACCAGCGCGAGUUUGAAAGUUUGCCCGAGGGCUGGUGCAGGCUUGGAGCUGGGGGCCGUGCGCUGCCCUGGGAGUGUGACCCGGCCAGCGACCAAAACCUUGUGUGACUGAGCUCAAGAGCAGUGCAUCCAGAUUCUCCUCAGAAGUGAGACUUUCCAAAGGACCAAUGACUCUGCUUCCUGUGCCCUUUCAUUUUUUCCUACUCUAUAACUAUGUCUCGAUCUCGCCAUGCAAGGCCUUCCAGAUUAGUCAGGAAGGAAGAUGUAAACAAGAAAAAGAAAAACAGUCAACUGCGAAAGACAACCAAGGCAGCCAACAAAACUGUGGCAUCGGUCAAGACUUUAAGCCCUGGAAAAUUAAAACAAUUAAUUCAAGAAAGAGAUGUUAAGAGAAAAACAGAACCUAAACCACCCAUGCCAGUCAGAAGCCUUCUGACAAGAGCUGGAGCAGCACGCAUGAGUUUGGAUAGGACUGAGGUUCUUUUUCAGAACCCAGAGUCCUUAACGUGCAAUGGGUUUACAAUGGCGCUACGAAACACCUCUCUUAGCAGGCGACUCUCCCAACCCCCACUGGUCAUAGCCAAAUCCAAAAAGGUUCCACUUUCUAAAGGUUUAGAAAACCAACAUGAUUAUAAUUAUAAGAUACUCCCUGAUUUGGGAGCAAAGCACUCAGAAAAUGAUUUGGUUCCAAUGAAAGACACCCAAGUCCUUCCUGAUAUGGAGACUCUAAUUGAUGUACAGAAUUCCUGUUUAAUUAAAGGUAAGAGCCAAGAGACAACUCAGUCUUGGUCCCAAAGAGUUGAGGAUUCCAAAAUCAAUAUCCCGACCCACAGUGGCCCUGCAGCUGAGAUCCUUCCUGGGCCACUGGAACGGACACGCUGUGGUGAAGGACUAUUCUCUGAAGAGACAUUGAAUGAUAUCAGUGGUUCCCCAAACAUGCUUGCUCAGGACACAGUGUGUGCUCCUUUGCCCCAAAGAGCAACCCCCAAAGUUACCUCUCAAGGAAACCCCAGCAUUCAGUUAGAAGAGUUGGGUUCACGAGUGGAAUCCCUUAAGUUAUCUGAUCCUUACCUGGAUCCCAUUAAAAGUGAAGAUGAUCGCUACCCCACCUCCAGUACUGAUAAGGUUAUACCUGAAUUGAACCUUAGAAACUGCUUGGCUCUUGGUGGGUCUACAUCUCCUACCUCUGUAAUAAAAUUCCUCUUGUCAGGCUCAAAACAAGCAAUCCUUGGUGCUAAACCAGAUCAUCAAGAUUUCAAAGCUACUUCAAAUGAACAGGAAGUUUCCGAUACCACCUCUGUUCUAGGACAGGCCUUUGGUGCUAUCCCACACCAAUGGGAACAUCCUGGGGCUGACCCAGUUCAUGUUGAGGCCCUGGGUGAGACCCCAAAUCCACCUGAGAUUCCUGGUGCUAUUCCAGCCCGAGGAGAGAUCUUUGGUACUAUUUUAGACCAACAAGAAACUCUUGAUAUGAAUGGGGGUGUUGGCCCAGACUUGCCUGUCUUCCUUCCUGUUCCUCCAAAUCCAAUUGCUACCUUUAGUGCUCCUUCCAAAUGGCCUGAGCCCCAAAGCACUGUCUCAUAUGGACUUGCAGUCCAGGGUGCUAUACAGAUUUUGCCUUUGGGCUCAGGACACACUCCUCAAUCAUCAUCAAACUCAGAGAAAAAUUCAUUACCUCCAGUAAUGGGUAUCAGUAAUGUUGAAAAUGAGAAACAGGUUCAUAUAAGCUUCUUGCCAUCUAACACUCAGGGGUUCCCAUUAGUCCAUGAGAGAGGACUCUUCCAUGCUUCACUGGGUGUUGCCCAACUCUCCCAGGCUGGCCCCAGCAAAUCAGACAACGGGAACUCCCAGGUCAGUGUAACCAGCACAGUUCAUGUUGUCAACACCACAGUGGUGACUAUGCCAGUGCCAAUGGUCAGUACCUCCAAUUCUUCCUAUACCACUUUGCUACCCACUUUGGAAAAGAAGAAAAGAAAACGAUGUGGGGUCUGUGAACCCUGCCAGCAGAAGACCAACUGUGGUGAAUGUACUUACUGCAAGAACAGAAAGAACAGCCAUCAGAUCUGUAAGAAAAGAAAAUGUGAGGAGCUGAAAAAGAAACCAUCUGUCAUUGUGCCUCUGGAGGUUAUAAAGGAAAACAAGAGGCCCCAGAGGGAAAAGAAGCCCAAAAUUUUAAAGGCAGAUUUUGUUAACAAACCAGUAAAUGGCCCCAAGUCAGAAUCCAUGGACUACAGUAAAUAUGGUCAUGGGGAAGAACAAAAAUCAGAAUUGAACCCACAUCCUAUUGAAAAUGUAACUAAAAAUGAAGAAAACAUGACAGGCAUCGAGGUGGAGAAGUGGACACAAAACAAGAAAUCACAUUUAACUGAUUACGUCAAAGAUUUCAGUGCCAAUGUCCCAGAACCUGAAAAAUCGAACAACUCUGAAGUUGACAAGAAACGAAUCAAACCUCCAAAAUUGUUUGUACAAACCAUAAGAAAUGGCAUUAAACAUGUGCACUAUUUACCCACUGAACCAAAUGUGUCAUUUAAAAAAUUCAAUAUUGAAGCAUUCAGCAAGACAUUAGAAAACAAUUCAUGUAAAUUCCUAAAAGACACGGCAAACCAUAACAACGCUAUGAGCUCCGUUGCUACUGAUAGGAGCUGUGAUCAUCUCAAGGGGAGAAGUAAUGUUUUAGUAUUCCAGCAGCCUGGCUUUAACUGCAAUUCCAUUCCACAUUCUUCACACUCCAACAUAAAUCAUCAUGCCAGCAUACACAAUGAAGAUGAUCAACCAAAAACUCCUGAGAAUAUACAAAGUAAAGAACCAAAAGAUGGAUCUCCAGUUCAACCAAGUCUCUUGUCGUUAAUGAAAGAUAGGAGAUUAACAUUGGAGCAAGUGGUAGCCAUAGAGGCCCUGACUCAACUCUCAGAAGCCCCAUCGGAGAAUUCCUCCCCAUCAAAGUCAGAGAAGGAGGAAGAAUCAGAGCAGAGAACAGCCAGUUUGCUUCAUAGCUGCAAAGCUAUUCUCUACUCUGUAAGAAAAGAUGUUCAGGAUCCAAACUUACAAGGAGAGUCACCAAAUCUUCAUCACAGUCCAUCUUUGGGAAAACAAAGUUCAUCCAGCACGGUGGUUUUCAAUGGGCAAACUACUACACUUUCCAGCUCACAUAUCAGUUCAGCUACUAACCCAGCAUCCACAAAGUCACCUGAAUAUUCAAAAGUCACAAAUUCAUUAUCUCUUUUUGUACCAAAAUCAAAUUCAUCCAAGACUGACACCAAUAAAAGUAUUACUCAAGGGAUAAUUGCUCUUGACAAUUGUUCCAAUAAUUUGCCUCAGUUGCCACCAAGAAAUAAUGAAGUGGGGUAUUGUAACCAGUUACUGGACAGCAGCAAAAAUUUGGACUCAGAUGAUCUAUCCUGUCAGGAUGCAGCCCACACCCAAAUUGAGGAAGAUGUUGCAACACAGUUGACACAACUGGCUUCAAUAAUUAAAUUCAAUUAUAUAAAACCAGAGGACAAGAAAGUUGAAAGUACACCCACAAGCCUUGUUGCAUGUAAUAUACAGCAAAAAUACAACCAAGAGAAGGGCACAAUACAACAGAAACCACCUUCAAGUGUGCAAAAUAAUCAUGGUGCAUCAUUAACAAAGCAAAAGAACACAACCCAGAAAAAGACAAAGUCCACCCCAUCAAGAGAUCGGCGGAAAAAGAAGCCCACAGUUGUAAGUUAUCAAGAAAAUGAUCCACAGCAGUGGGAAACAUUGUCCUAUGCGUAUAGCACAGUAUGUGACAUUUGGAUUGCAUCGAAAUUUCAAAAAUUUGGGCAAUUUUGUUCACAUGAUUUUCCUACUGUAUUUGGGAAAAUUUCUUCCUCAGCCAAAAUAUGGAAACCACUGGCUCAAACAAGGUCCAUUAUACAACCCAAAACAAUAUUUCCUCCACUCACUCAGAUAAAAUUACAGAGAUAUCCUGAAGCAGUAGAGGAAAAGAUGAAGGUUGAACCAUUGGAUUCACUCAGCUUGUUUCAUCUUAAAAGGGAAUCCAACGGGAAGGCAUUCACUGAUAAAGCUUAUAGCUCUCAGGUACAGUUAACAGCGAAUGCCAAUCAGAAAGCCCAUCCUUUGACCCAGCCCUCCUCUCCACCUCACCAGUAUGCUAAUGUGACGGCUGGCGAUGACCAAAUACGAUUUCAACAGGUUGUUAAGGAGCAACUCAUGCAUCAGAGACUGCUAACAUUGCCUGGUAUCUCUCAUGAAACACCCUUACCGGAGUCAGCACUAUCUCUCAGGAAUGUAAAUGUAGUGUGUUCAGGUGGAAUGACCGUGGUUUCUACCAAAAGUGAAGAGGAAGUCUCUUCAUCCAGUGUUGGAACGUCAGAGUUUUCCACGGUGGACAGUGCACAGAAAAAUUUCAGUGAUUAUGCUAUGAACUUCUUUACUAAUCCUACAAAAAACCUAGUGUCCAUAACUAAAGAUUCUGAACUGCCCACCUGCAACUGCAUUGAUCGAGUAAUACAAAAAGACAAAGGCCCAUAUUAUACACACCUUGGGGCAGGACCAAGUGUUGCUGCUGUCAGGGAAAUCAUGGAGAAUAGGUAUGGUGAAAAAGGAAAUGCAAUAAGGAUAGAAAUAGUCGUGUACACCGGCAAAGAAGGGAAAAGCUCUCAUGGGUGUCCAAUUGCUAAGUGGGUUUUGAGAAGAAGCAGUGAUGAAGAAAAAGUUCUUUGUUUGGUCCGACAGCGUACAGGCCACCACUGUCCAACUGCUGUGAUGGUGGUGCUCAUAAUGGUAUGGGAUGGAAUCCCUCUUCCAAUGGCCGACCGACUAUACACAGAGCUCACUGAGAAUCUAAAGUCAUACAAUGGGCAUCCUACUGACCGAAGAUGCACCCUCAAUGAAAAUCGUACCUGUACCUGUCAAGGAAUUGAUCCAGAGACUUGUGGAGCUUCAUUCUCUUUUGGCUGUUCAUGGAGUAUGUACUUUAAUGGCUGUAAGUUUGGUAGAAGCCCAAGCCCCAGAAGAUUCAGAAUUGAUCCAAGCUCUCCCUUACAUACCUACUAUGAAAGAAUUACUAAAGGACGUAAUCCAGAAAGAAGACAUGUGAAACCGGAACGAAUCUGUCCGGGACACGAGGCCAUGGAAAAAAACCUUGAAGACAACUUACAGAGUUUGGCUACGCGAUUAGCUCCAAUUUAUAAGCAGUAUGCUCCAGUAGCUUACCAAAAUCAGGUCGAAUAUGAAAAUAUUGCCCGAGAAUGUCGGCUUGGCAGCAAGGAAGGUCGUCCCUUCUCUGGCGUCACUGCUUGCUUGGACUUCUGUGCCCAUCCCCACAGGGACAUUCACAACAUGAAUAAUGGAAGCACAGUUGUUUGUACUUUAACUAGAGAAGAUAACCGCUCUUUGGGUGUUAUUCCUCAAGAUGAGCAGCUCCAUGUGCUACCUCUUUAUAAACUUUCAGACACAGACGAGUUUGGCUCCAAGGAAGGAAUGGAAGCCAAGAUCCAGUCUGGGGCCAUUGAGGUGCUGGCACCCCGCCGCAAAAAAAGAACUUGUUUCACUCAGCCUGUUCCCCGUUCUGGGAAGAAGAGGGCUGCGAUGAUGACAGAGGUUCUUGCACAUAAGAUAAGGGCAGUAGAGAAGAAACCUAUUCCCCGACUCAAGCGGAAGAAUAACUCAACAACCACAAACAACAGUAAGGCUUCAUCACUGCCAACCUUAGGGAGUAAAACAGAGACCAUGCAACCUGAACUAAAAAGUGAAACUGAUCCCCAUUUUAUCCUAAAAAGUUCAGACAACACUAAAACCUAUUCGCUGAUGCCAUCCGCUUCUCACCCAGUGAAAGAGGCAUCGCCAGGCUUUUCCUGGUCCCCGAAGACUGCAUCAGUUGCACCAACUCCAUUGAAGAAUGACGUAACAGCCUCGUGCGUGUUUUCAGAAAGAAGCAGCACUCCCCACUGCACGAUGCCUUUGGGAAGACUCAGUGGUGCCAAUGCAGCUGCUGCAGAAGGCCCUGGCAUUUCACAGCUUGGCGAAGUUGCUCCUCUCCCCACCCUGUCUGCUCCUGUGACAGAGCCCUUUAUGAAUUCUGAGCCUCCCACUGGUGUGACUGAGCCGCUAACGUCUCAUCAGCCAAAUGAGCAGCCCUUCUUCCUCACCUCUCCCCAAGACCUUGCCUCUUCUCCAAUGGAAGAAGAUGAGCAGCAUUCUGAAGCAGAUGAGCCUCUAUCAGACGAUCCCUUAUCUGAUGACCCCUUGUCACCUGCUGAGGAGAAAUUGCCCCACAUUGAUGAGUACUGGUCAGACAGUGAGCACAUCUUUUUGGAUGCAAAUAUUGGUGGGGUGGCCAUCGCACCUGCCCACGGCUCAGUUUUGAUUGAGUGUGCCCGGCGAGAGCUGCACGCUACCACUCCUGUUGAGCACCCCAACCGUAAUCAUCCAACCCGCCUCUCCCUUGUCUUUUACCAGCACAAAAACCUAAAUAAGCCCCAACACGGUUUUGAACUAAACAAGAUUAAGUUUGAGGCUAAAGAAGCUAAGAAUAAGAAAAUGAAGGCCUCAGAGCAAAAAGACCAGGCAGCUAAAGAAGGUCCAGAACUGUCCUCUGAAGCAAAUGAAUUAAACCAAAUUCCUUCUCAUAAAGCAUUAACAUUAACUCAUGACAAUGUUGUCACCGUGUCCCCUUAUGCUCUCACACACGUUGCGGGGCCCUAUAACCAUUGGGUCUGAAGGCUUUUCUCCCCCUCUUAAUGCCUUUUUGCUAGUGCAGUGUAUUUUUUCAAGGUGCUGUUUUAAGAAAGUCAUGUUGUCGUUUACUAUAUCUUCAUCUCACCCAUUUCAAGUCUGAGGUAAAAAAAUAAUAAUAAUAACAAACGGGGUGGGUAUUCUUAACUGUGACAAUAUUUUGACAAUUGGUAGAAGGUGCACAUUUUAAGCAAAAAUAAAAGUUUUAUAGUUUUAAAUACAUAAAGAAAUGUUUCGGUUAGGCAUUAACCUUGGUAGAAUCACUCAGUUUGGUGCUUUCAAUUAAGUCUGUUUACUCUGAAACAAGAGUCAUUUUUAGAGGAUUUUAACAGGUUCAUGUUUAUGAUGUAAAAUCAAGACACACAGUGUUAACUCUACACAGCUUCUGGUGCUUAACCACAUCCACACAGUUAAAAAUAAGCUGAAUUAUUAUUUCAUGGUGCCAUUGUUCCAACAUCUUCCAAUCAUUGCUAGAAAAUUGGCAUAUUCUUUUGAAAUAAACUUAUGAAAUGUUUUCUCUCUUAAAAUAUUUCUUCUGUGUAAAAUAAAUUGUUGUUAGUAAUGGUUGGAGGCUGUUCAUAAAUUGUAAAUAGAUAUUUUAAAAGCACUUUCUAUUUUUAAAAGUAACUUGAAAUAAUAUAGUAUAAGAAUCCUAUUGUCUAUUGUUCGUGCAUAUUUGCAUACAAGAGAAAUCAUUUAUCCUUGCUGUGUAGAGUUCCAUCUUGUUAAUUGCAGUAUGUAUUCUAAUCAUGUAUAUGGUUUGUGUUCUUUUACUGUGUACUUUCACAUUCAAAUGUUAGCAACUCGCAGUAUUUAAAAUAGAUAAUGAGAAGUUGUUAAUUAUGGAAUUAGGAAGCAUAUCACCAAUACUGAUUAACAUUUCCUUUGGAACUAGGUAAGAGUGGUCUCUUCUGACUUACUGAACAACUUUAGUCUAGUUUCAUCCUACCUUUCUCAUUAUAAUCCAUGAGAAGUAUUUCCAAAAGGAGAUGAUGGGACAGGAUAGGUUUCAGAAGAGUCAAAUGCUUCUAAUGUCUCAAGGUGAUAAAAUACAAAAAUUAAGUAGACAGAUAUUUGUACUGAAGUCUAAUAUAGAAUUAGAAAAAGAAAAUCUUGUUGAAAUAUUUUGAAAACCAACUCCCUACUAUCAUCACAUGCUUUCCCAACCCCAAGUCAAACAAGAGGAAUGGUACUAUAAACAUGGCUUUGUCCAUUAAGAGCUAAUUCAUUUGUUUAUCUUAGCAUAUUAGAUUUGGGAAAAUGAUAACUCAUCUUUUCUGAUAAUUGCCUAUGACCUAGGUAACAGGAAAACAGGCAUUACGUUUAUUUUAGUCUUCCCAUUUUUUUCCUAUUACUUUGUUGACUCAUUUUGUUGCAAAACAAAAAGGAUUACCCAAACAACAUGUUUAGAACAAGGAGAACUUUCAAUGAAAUACUUGAUUCUGUUAAAAGCAGAGGUGCUAUAACAUUCAAAGUGUCAGAUUCCUGGGGAGUAUGGAAAACCUAAUGGUGCUUCUCCCUUGGAAAUGCCAUAGGAAGCCCACAACCGCUAACACUUACAAUUUUGGUGCAAAAGCAAACAGUUCCAGCAGGCUUUCUAAAGAAAAACUCAUUGUAACUUAUUAAAAUAAUAUAUGGUGCAAAGUAUCUGAUUUGAGCUUUUGACUAAUCCAAGUGAAGGAAUAUGAAGGGAUUGUAAAUAACAAAAAUGUCCAUUGAUAGACCAUCGUGUACAAGUAGAUUUCUGCUUGUUGAAAUGUAAAAUAGGGUAAUUCAUUAACUUGUUUUAGUAUUUUGUGUGCCUUAGAUUUCUGUUUUAAAACAUGUAUAUUUUUGUGGGCCUAAGGUUUCUUAUACAUAUAAGUAUAUAAAUAAGUGAUUGUUUAUUGCUUCAGCUGCUUCAAUGAGAUAUUUACUAGUAUUAUACUAUCAGGAAUACACCCUUGCGAGAUUAUGUUUUAGAUUUUAGGCCUUAGCUCCCACUAGAAAUGAUUUCUUCACCAGAUUUAAUGGAUAAAGUUUUAUGGCUCUUUAUGCAUUCACUCAUCUAUUCAUUCUUCGAGUCUAUACUUACUGAAUGCCUGCAAAAUCUAAGUGUCACUUUUAUUUUUCUUUGAAAAACCACCUAUGACAUAGUAAACUUGAAGAAUAAAAACUACCCUCAGAAAUAUUUUUAAAAUAAAUAGCAAAUUAUCUUCAAAAUAAUCCAUGGUAAUGUAUGCAGUAAUUCAAAUUGAUCUGUCUCUCAAUAGGUUUCUUAACAAUCUAAACUUGAAACAUCAAUGUUAAUUUUGGGGACUAUUGGGAUUUGUGACACUUGCUGCAAUUUACCAAAACAAGUACAUGAAAAUAUCUCGUAUCAACUGAAAUGUUUCCAUUUCAUUGUUGUAAUUAACAUCAUGAAUGGACUUCCUAAACUGAUCACCCCACUGUGGGAACCAAAUUGGAUUCCUAUUUUGUUGGACUCUCUUUCCCGAUUUUAACAAUUUACCAUCCCAUUCUCUGCCCUGUGAUUUUUUUAAAAGCUUAUUCAAUGUUCUGCAGCAUUGUGAUUGUAUGCUGGCUACACUGCUUUUAGAAUGCUCUUUCUCAUGAAGCAAGGAAAUAAAUUUGUUUGAAAUGACAUUUUCUCAUAAUACUGGUCAUCUAACAUUAUUUCUACCCCUCUAUUAUGUUUUGCUAUAAUGAUCACCUUUAACACUCUAAUUGGGUUUUAAAUCUGCAUUUGUUCAUAGUAUGAUCAUUGAAUUCACUGAUACAUGACCUCCUAGUUAGCUCAAUCAGUGCAUCAUAUGCUACAAACUUAUCAACUUAAGUGAAGGAAUAAUUCCUGUGUAUUGCAGAAUCCUACAAAAUAUGCUGCCCCUAGAUAUUCCAUUUCAUUUUUCUUUUUUUUUUUGGAGUGACAGUCUUGCUAUGCUGCCCAGGCUGGUCUCAAACUCCUGGCCUCAAGUGGUCCUCCUGCAUCAGCCUCCUAAAGUACAAAACUUAUAAGCAUGAGCCACUCUACCCAGUCUAAAAUUCCAUUUCUAAUGGCUCUUGAUCCAUUGUUGAAAUUUCUUUUUUUCUUCCUUGUGCUUGUCAGUCUCACCUACCUCUUGUUUCCAAUUCAUCUACAAAGUACCAAAUAGACCAGGUCAUAAACUGAAUUGAAAUACAUUCUUAUCAGAAAGUGAGGCUAUUUGAAAAGGCAUAGGUAGCUGUAGGCAAAUUAAGGAAAGUGAGGCUAUUUGAAAAGGCAUAGAUAGCUGUAGGCAAAUUAUUGCAACAUGUUUACAUCUUAAAUAUUGUCCAACAUCUUUGUUAUUCAAUCUGCAUGUUGAUAAUGUAGUUUCAUUUAUUAAAUUUAGAACUUCAACUAGAUGAGAUCCAUAAGUAAUUUACUUAAGACAUAACCUCAAUACAUAUUUAAUUGAAUGCAUACCCUUGUGUAAAUAAGCUACUCAUUUAAUUCAUAUGACUAACCUACUUUCUAAUAUUACAGUGGACUCCUACUGAUCAUUUCACAAUAGCAUGUGUGAAAAUAACCCUGAACUAAUUUUUAAAACAAAUUAUAUUGACUUUAUCUGGGACAUAGGUAAGACUUUAUUGCAUGAAACUUCCACUGACAGUGGGCACAGCAUUUCCUUUGCAUGUGCCAACUAAAUCAGUAGCUGUAUGCGACCUUCAAUAAAUAUAUAGUUAUUACCUUCAAUUUCACUCCUUGAUGCAUGGAAAUCUUUUUUAUCUAGAUUUAAUACAACUGUGAGUUUUGAUCUUUUAUAGAAAUUUGUGACAGAAUUUCGGAAUAAAUUAAUAUAGUAGUGGCCUUUCAUAGCAAUGGAAGACACCUGCGAAGUCAUAUAGUUCAAUCACUGGGGUCCAGAGAGCAAAUCUUAAUGUUAAAUUAGAAUUAGAAUUUAAACAGAUGAAGGCCACUUUGUGUUGAGAACAGGAGGGAAACUUGAUUUUCAUACCCAAAAGAUAUUUUAUCACUGUUAAAUAAACAGGUAUCAAAUGCUUAUACAUUAUAGGUUUUCAAUUUCCCUGGAUCUAGUGUUAAGCAUAUACAAGAAGUUAUAAAGGCGUGAAUGACUGAAACAGUUAAGGAAAGUAUAUUUCCACUGUAUAUACUACCUAGCCAUGAUUGUAGAGUUCAUUCAUGCCCCUUGCCUAGUUAGCCUCACAGUUAAGUCCCAGCAUAGUUUAUUUUGAUGUAGCUGUCUACAUGUAUUGGAAUACUAUUUUAUUGCACAUAGCUUCUAAACUUGCCCAUAUGUAGUGCUGGCUUCAGCAGCACAUAUACUAAACUUGCCCAUAUAUGUAUUGAACUUACUACUUUCAACACCAGUUGUAUGGCACACUUAACCAAGUGAUUAUAACCAAUACAUGAUUGCUGAAGGAGUCUGGAUUUAUUCAAAUCAAACUGCGCUCCAUGUUGAGCUAACUUUUAACAGCUUUAGAAAAUGAUGUCAUGCAUUGCUCUGGAAUACAAUUCAGAAAGGAUCAGUAUGUCCUUCAUCAGAAGCUAAAUUUGUGUGUUUUCUUAGAAUAUAUUGAGAUUUACUGGCAAUGUUCUUGCUUUUCCUAUAUAUAUAAAAUAUAAACUGAUUUCCUUUAUUACUUUCUGAAAUGGUAGAGCUGGUUAUUAUGCAGGCUAUCAUUACUAUUUUGGUCUGCAUGGAUAGCUGUAAAUUUUAUUUUUUUAUUUUAUUAUUAUUUUGCUGCAAAUUUUAAUUCUCUACCUUUCAGUGUCUGGAAGACUUUUUUUUUUUUUUUUUGAGACGGAGUUUCGCUGUUGUUACCAUUGCACUGGAGUGCAAUGGUACGAUCGCGGCUCACCGCAACCUCCGCCUUCUGGGUUCAAGCAAUUCUCCUGCCUCACCCUCCCGAGUAGCUGGGAUUACAGGCACACGCCACCAUGCCCAGCUAAUUUUUGUAUUUUUAGUAGAGACGGGGUUUCACCUUGUUGACCAGGAUGGUCUCGAUCUCUUGACCUCGUGAUCCACCCGCCUAGGCCUUCCAAAGUGCUGGGAUUAUAGGCGUGAACCACCGUGCCCGGCCUGGAAGACUUUUUAAUUCCUUGUUUCUUCUGGGCUUCCAAUCACACACCGUUGUUUCAAAAGGCAUAUAUUUUACUCUCAAGUAAUCCAAAGGUAUUUUUUUUUUUUUUUUGAGACGGAGUUUCGCUCUUGUUACCCAGGCUGGAGUGCAAUGGCGCAAUCUCGGCUCACCGCAAUCUCCGCCUCCUGGGUUCAGGCAAUUCUCCUGCCUCAGCCUCCUGAGUAGCUGGGAUCACAGGCACGUGCCACCAUACCCAGCUAAUUUUUUGUAUUUUUAGUAGAGAUGGGGUUUCACCAUGUUGACCAGGAUGGUCUUGAUUUCUCGACCCCGUGAUCCACCCGCCUCGGCCUCCCAAAGUGCUGGGAUUACAGGCUUGAGCCACUGCACCCGGCCCAAUCCAAAAGUAUUCUUAAUUUUGCUACUCCUCCUUUUCACUUCUCUUUAAGAGCCUGACAUAUGUUCGUUUCUCUUGAUAGUAUGCAAUAUUUAAUAUUUCUAGCUCUAAAAUUCCAUCAUUAGUCUUUCUUUCUUUUUUUUUUUUUUUUUUUGAGUGAUUGUCUUGCUCUGUCCCCCAGGCUGCAGUACAGUGGUGUGAUCUCGGCUCACUGCAAUCUCUCUCCUGGGUUCAAGCAAUUCUCCUGCCUCAGCCUCCUAAAUAGCUGGGAUUACAGGUGCUCACCACCAUGCACAGCUAAUUUUUGUAUUUUAGUAGAAACGAGGUUUCACUAUGUAGAUCAAGCUGGUCUCCUGACCUCUGAUGAUCCUCCUGCCUCGGCUUCCCAAAGUGCUAGGAUUACAGGCGUGAGCCACUGCACCCAGCCAAUCAUUUAUUUAUCAUCUGUACUUCUUUCCUACCUUUACUGUAAUACUUACGAUCUUGCCUUGGUCAUAAGUUUUCUUCUAGUUUGUUCAACCAUAGAUGUCCUCUAUGUUGGAGCAAAACUAGGUCCAAGGUAGGAAUGUAAUUAUUAGGUGUAAAACAUAUUAGUUGAUUUAACCCACUUAUAUUUGAAUGCAACUUUGGAAAUCUUUGGUUAACAGUAUAAAGCUAUCUUUCCUAAAAAUAGAAAUUUUGUCCUAGGCAGCUGUUAAGUAAGACAUGACCCUUGUCUUGUUCAAAAGAAAGAAACUGCAGCUGUCAAAUUUUCAUUUUAGGAGAAACAAUAUUGGAAAGCAAUUUGGUUUCUUCUCCAUUUCAUAAGCUAUGAACCUUAUAACCCUUGACUAGAAACUCUACUUGUUAUUUUUCUUUUUUCUCAUUUUACUGAAGCUGCAAUGUCACUAAACGCACUUUCAUUCUUUUCACAGUGUUAUUUUUCUUUGAUUUUCUUUAAAUUAAAAAUCUAUUGCUUCCCCUUCUCUGUCCUGUCUCCAUUCCUCUGAUCCCAUACACAAAUACACAUUGUACAUUUAAAAAAUAGCAAUAAUCUUGGUAAAGCUGUCUUUUCCUGUCUUUCAGUUCUUCUAGUUGUAACAUCAUAAGAAAUCAUAAACUUUUCUUAAACUGUUUUUCAGUUUUAGGCAAAUUGCGUGCUUAGGAAUAAUAGUUAAGCAGUCACAAGACCACAGGUUAAUAUUGAGUGCUCUUUUUUUUUCAUGUCCCCCCACCGCCCCGAGUGCUCUUUUACUUUACCAAUCCCAACAAUGUUUAACUCUUACUUACUAGUGUUUUGAAUGUUUUAUUUUAAGAUUGUGUAUGAAGUUAAAUAUUCUAAGUCCUUCUGUGUGGCUUUACUAUUUCUAAUGCAAAUUUACUCCAUUGGAAUUUUUUGGUUUUUGCCAGUAAUAGGAAUUAUUCUGCAAUCUGGGUGAGAAAGAUUAGGAAAUGAACUGAAAAAGUAAUUGGAAGAGGAGGCAGAAGUAGACCAUCAGAAACUCUUUUGACCAUAAGAAGGGGAAGUUAAGGGACAGAAUGGAGGAAGAAUUGUACUACUAUCAGCAAUCUGAGGGUUCACUCUACCUGCUUAAAAGCAAGAAAUAUUUUUAAUAUUUCUUCUCACCACUCUGCACUAAUUUAAUCUGAAAAAUUGCUGCUAAAAUGUAGCCAUUUUGAAAGCAGUGGUAGUAAUCAAAGGUAUAAUCCUCAUGCUAUAUAAUGUUUUAGAUUAUCAAACUGCUGUACUAUGUGCAGCUUUUUCUGCCCGUUACUGAAGGUUAGAUGGAAAACGUUGUCCCCAUCUUAGAGGUGAGGAACCUCAGAUGACAAGAAUAGCAAAUGGCUGGCUCCAAGUCACACAGCAAGUCAAUCAAUCAGAAACUAAAAUAUUUAUUAUCUGCAGAUGCUAAAUUUCUGCAUCAUAAACAAUGACUUGGAGAGAAUGUUGCUGAGUAGAAAUUUUGUCCCACCUGAUCUGAGAAUAUAAAAUCUUAUCAUUCAUAAAACAUACUUCUGAAGUAUUUUGUUUCCUUUAUUUAUUUAGCCAGCUAGUUUCUUAUGCGGACUAAAGAAAGUCUCCUGAAUUCCUUAAAUUCCGCAAUAGGGCUUAGAUGUAUGAAGUUUUAUAUUUUUUCCUCCUUAUAAAAACCUCUUUUUAUAAAGAAUAUCCCUGUGGUACUAAAACAAGGGAAAAUCUCCUAAAUAAUAUAUUUUUAAAUAUUACUUUUUUUAAAAAGCUAGAGUAACCACCUCACAAUCAAAAUUUAAUGUAUUUGUUAUAUUGAAACGCAGGUUUUUUGAGGGAAACAUGGUAGGUAAACAUUUUAGUUCCCAACUCCUGAUGGUAAAAAUGCUAAAUUAGGCCAGGUGUGGUGGCUCAUGCCUAUAAUCCCAGCACUUUGGGAGGCCAAGGUGGGUGGAUCAUGAGGUCAGGAGUUCAAGACCAGCCUGGCCAAGAUGGUGAAACCCUGUUGCUACUAAAAAUACAAAAAUUAGCCAGGCGUGAUGGUGGACACCUGUAAUCCCAGCUACUUGAGAGGCUGAGGCAGAGAAUUGGUUGAACCGGGGAGGCGGAGAUUGUGGUGAGCUGAGAUUAUGCCACUGCACUCCAGCCUAGGUGACAGAGCGAGACUCUGUCUCAAAAAAAAAAAAAAAUCAAAAUUGUUGGCAUCUCUAAGAGAUACUAUUGUCUCCCACUUAAUUGAAUUUGUUUUCUUUUGUUUGUUUUGCUUUGAUUCCAGCCGCAUAAAAUCUGUGAGUCAAAGAUUGACCCAGAGAUUUGCUCAGAGACUUAAGAAAAAUAAUGAGAUGUAGUUGUAAUUUUUUUUUAAUUGAAAUAGAGUUUCACCAUGUUGGUCAAGCUGAUCUCAAAUUCCUGACCUCAGGUGAUCCACCUGCCUUGUCCUCCCAAAGUGCUGGGAUUACAGGCAUGAGCCACCGCACCCAGCGGUAAAUUUUAAAAUAAUGAAAAAUAAUGAGAUGUCUUUGUAAAUUUUUAAAAUAACCUCCUUAUUUGAAUAAAGAGGUAGGAUGUUCUGGCUAUCUAAUUAGCACAUACUGGGUCAUACACACACACACACACACACACACACACACAAAUAGGCCAAACAACUCUAGAUACUCAGAUAAAUUCCCCUUUUAGUGAUUCAGUUUAGUAACUGCCUAUCCUCAUCAAUGCCUGUUUGUGAUGAUAAAAUGUUUGACAACCGGGACUUUACAAAAAUAGCUCCUAAAAAAAAAUUUAAUAUUUUAUUGCAAUGUAUGUUCAUCUAUUUUUUUUUAACUUUUAUGGGAUAAUGUUGUGAUAGGUGCUUUAAGAAAAAUAUUUUUCCAGAAAUGAUUUAUAGUAAAAACUAAGGGCAGUUUUUACAUUGUGGUGUGUGGGUGGAUGGUCAUAUUUAGUUUAAGAUAUCAUGAAGUGUUCCCUAACAAAAAACUUGCAAAACUAUUUGGCAGGAAGAAAAUAAUCAACUUCUAGUUUAUUUAUUUUUCUCAUGCUAUAUGCUUAACUACCAAGUAAAUUCACUUGAAUACCAUUACCUUAAUUCAAAGGAGAAGCCAGAAAGAAUGUUUAUCACUGGUGGGAGUAAAAUAUACACAGAUUCUUUACCAUGGUGAAAUAGAGUAAUACUGAAUUCCCAAUUCAGAAAUAUUAAUUUCAUAAGCUAAUAUUUCUGUCUUUUAGCUGACUUAUUUCUCCAGGAUAUAUUGACUAUUUACCUUUGAAUUUUUGCUUUGGGGGAUUUUUACCUAUUGCUGUCCCACUGCAUUAAGUAUCCUGUACAAUGAAAUGUCUUAGCAAGGAAACACUUUUAAAACUUCACUUCAGCAGAGUUUUAAACAAAAAAAAAAAAAAAAGAAA